Messenger RNA from Vicia villosa (hairy vetch), 2376 nucleotides. RefSeq lists its product as uncharacterized. Gene Ontology annotation, molecular function: protein dimerization activity. NCBI's taxonomy places the organism in Eukaryota, Viridiplantae, Streptophyta, Magnoliopsida, Fabales, Fabaceae. The record is from RefSeq and is a predicted model, not a curated record. Bases 1 to 2376 code for a protein of 791 amino acids. The transcript has a single exon.
AUGGAAAAGUAUUUCAAAAGAAAAUCAACAUUAGAGUCUCAACAAGUUAAUAAAGUGGAAAAUACAUCAACACAACCAUUAGAGCCAUCUUUGAAAAAAAGAUUUUUAGAUGUUGAUUUGGAUAAUCUUCCUGCUGAUCCUGGAAAGAGGAAUCAAAUGUCAUGUUAUCAUCCAAAUGAUCGAGAUGAAAUUCAAAGAGCUUAUUUACAAAAAGGGCCUUUUCAACCAAAGGAGCAUAAUUUUCCCCAACGACAAAUUGGUACGUCUUUACGUAAGUUCAAUCCUGAUUGGUUUCUUGAAUUUGGUAGUUGGUUGGAAUAUAGUGUAUCAAAAGAUGCUGUGUUUUGUUUAUGUUGUUACCUUAUGAGAUAUGAGAUAGGAGAACACAAAGGUUGGGAUGCAUUUGUGACUGAGGGAUUUUCAAAUUGGAAAAAGAAAGAUAGACUCAAUGUCCAUGUGGGAGGUCCUAAUAGUGCUCACAAUCAAGCUUGGAGAAAAUGUAAUGCACUGAUGAAUCAAAAACAACAUAUUGAAGUUGCUAUCAACAAACAAUCUGACUUGAUUAAGAGGGAAUAUCGAAUUCAUUUAACUGCAAUAGUUGAUUGUAUUCGACUUUUAUUAAAGUUGGGAUUGGCAUUUCGCGGUGAUGAUGAAUCGAUGAAUUCAAAGAAUAAAGCUAAUUUUCUUGAGAUUCUACAAUUUCUUUGUAAUAAUAAUGAAGAGAUUGAUAAAGUAUUGAAAAAAGCUCAGGGAAAUCUCAAAUUAGUGUCACCUAGCAUUCAAAAAGAUAUUGUGAAAGCUGCUGCUUGUGAGACCACAAAAGUUAUUAUUGAUGAUCUUAACAAUGAUUUCUUCUCUAUUUUAAUUGAUGAAUCUCGAGAUGUUUCAGUUAAAGAGCAAAUGGCUGUUGUUUUACGCUAUGUAGACAAGAAAGGAUGUGUCAUUGAGAGAUUUCUUGGCAUUGUCCAUGUUGCAAAUACAAGUGCUAUGUCUUUAAAGUUGGCACUAGAGUCUUUAUUGGCAAAGUUCAAUUUAAGCUUUUCAAGAGUUCGUGGACAAGGAUAUGAUGGGGCUAGUAAUAUGCGAGGGGAGUUUAAUGGACUCAAAAGUUUGAUUUUAAAAGAAAAUAAUUGUGCAUUCUAUGUUCAUUGUUUUGCUCACCAACUCCAAUUGGCACUUGUAGCGGUUGCUAAAAAGCAUGAUGAUAUUGCUUGGUUUUUUCUUGUAGUUAACAAUUUAUCUAAUGUUGUUGGAGCUUCAUGCAAGCGUAGAGAUAUUCUUAGAGAAAGUCAAAUUCUUAAAGUAAUGGAAGCAUUAGAGAGUGGAGAAAUUUUAACUGGCCGCGGCUUGAAUCAAGAAACUACACUAACAAGAGCCGGAGAUACUAGAUGGGGAUCACAUUAUGGUACAUUGCUAAGGUUGGUUUCUUUGUUUCCUUCUGUCUGUGAUGUGCUAGAUAUAAUUUUAAAAGAUAGCCUUAGUGCAGAGCAACGAGUUGAAACUCGUCAAUUAUUGAAUACUUUGCAAUCCUUUGAAUUUAUUUUUAAAUUGCAUUUGAUGAGAAAUAUAUUGGGAAUUACUAAUGAUUUGUCUCAAGCACUACAAAGAAAAGAUCAAGAUAUUGUAAAAUCUAUGACAUUUGUUAAAGUAUCAAAGGAAAGAUUGCAAAAUAUGAGAGAAUAUGGUUGGUCUAGUUUACUUGAUGAAGUGACAUUGUUUUGUGAGAAGCAUAGUAUUGACAUUAUAAAUAUGGAUGGUGCCUUCAUGUUACAUGGAAAACCAAGGCGUAAUGUUGAAAUAGUUUCAAACUUGCAUCACUUUCAAGUCGAGGUAUUUUAUCAAGUGAUUGAUAGACAACUUCAAGAGUUGAAUAAUAGAUUUGCAGAGGUGAAUAGUGAAUUGCUUAUUUGUGUAGCAAGUUUAAGUCCACGGGAUUCAUUUUAUGCAUUUGAUAAGGAAAAAUUGAUUAAGUUGGCUCAAUUUUAUCCCUCUGAAUUUUCUCCAAUAGAGCUCAUGGGACUCGACAAUCAACUUGAAAAUUAUAUCAUGGAUGUUUGUUCUAGUGAACAAUUUUCUAAUUUACAUGGAAUUAGUGAUCUUUCAAGAAUGAUGGUGGAGACUAAAAAACACAUUGCUUAUCCGAUGGUGUAUUUACUUAUGAAGUUGGCGUUACUUUUGCCUGUGGCUACAGCAACAGUUGAAAGAAGUUUCUCAGCUAUGAAUUUUGUGAAGAAUCAACUGCGCAAUCGGAUGGGAGAUGAAUUUUUGAAUGAUUGCUUGGUAACAUACAUAGAAAGUGAUAUAUUUGAUGGUGUUGCAAAUGAAAAUUUUUUACAACACUUUCAAAAUAUGAAGACACGUAGAGAGCAAUUAUAA